This is a messenger RNA of Pisolithus orientalis, 854 nucleotides long. RefSeq lists its product as uncharacterized. The transcript has a single exon. The record is from RefSeq and is a predicted model, not a curated record. Bases 1 to 435 code for a protein of 144 amino acids. NCBI's taxonomy places the organism in Eukaryota, Fungi, Basidiomycota, Agaricomycetes, Boletales, Pisolithaceae.
AUGUCACCUUGGUUCACACGCACUUAUCUCUGGGUUCUCACAAAUGGCUCAGAGGCUGCAAACGCGACUGCUGUGGUAUGUUCCCAUGCAUUUGGCGCAGUUUGGACCCCCAAAUCUCAUAUGAGCAGAAUUCAGUCAACUCUGGUACCUACUGUUGAUAGAUCUGAACAGAGCAAAUUACUGAUAAAUGUGCCGAGCAUGCGUCUAGUAGGAUUCCAACUCGGAAGAAUUGAUUUUAAUCCUUGGUCUAAUCUCCGGGUUCCACAAUUAUGCAAUCCGAGUUGGCGCCCUAACUUUGUCCUUUUCAUAAUACUGACGCAAUCCAAUUGGAACUUGGGGUGUAGAUGUGGAAAGCUCUGGUCACUCGACCGUUCUACACUUGGAAGCUGCUUCACCAGUACUCACAGAGCAUUUCAUCAGUGCUCGCUCUUUUAGAGUCAUAUUGUCAUAUGAAAAUACUUGCAUGACCUGCCCAUGCGAGCUUCCGAGGAUCCUCGCAGGUAUGUAGUUCCUGGAGGAUAAAAAGGCAACCAGUUGUUGGUCCUCCCUCAGUCAAAAAGUUCAACUCUUAUCCACGACGUACAAGAUGUCUUCCACUCCCACUCAAAACAGUUCCAGUGAGUACCACAUUGCUUCUGUGGAAUAUAAACAAUACCUUCGUGACGACCAGGCUGGCGGCAUGCUCCCUCCCUACCCAAUUGUCAUCUUUUAUGAAGAUAUGCUGCCUCCCAAAGUUACUCUCAUUCCUCUGCUGUCCACAAUGAGUUGACUGACCUUUGCAUGUCACCUAGUUUACCAUCACAAAGGAUGACGAGGUCAACACCUACACCAUCAAGGUCAAUAGGAACAUGGUC